Molecule: messenger RNA, 213 nt
Organism: Chrysochloris asiatica (Cape golden mole)
Lineage: Eukaryota; Metazoa; Chordata; Mammalia; Afrosoricida; Chrysochloridae
Product: phosphatidylinositol N-acetylglucosaminyltransferase subunit Y-like
Exons: 1
Coding region: 1-213 (70 amino acids)
Source: RefSeq, a predicted model, not a curated record
AUGUUUCUCUGUCUUCUUACCUUGACUGUUCUUGUCCCUCUGGUUUCUCUGGCAGGACUGUUCUACUCAGCCUCUGUGGAAGACAGUUUCCUUCAGGGCUGCACCGGCACUGCCAGCUUGUGCGUUUACUGUCUGCUCUUGCCCAUGACCAUACUGGUUUAUGUGUUCUACCUUUGGACUUGGAUGGGUAUUAAGUUCUUCAGACAUAAUUAA